UCGUUGACGUUCUUUACUUAUGAGAUGAGACUGUUGGCUGUACUCUGACCACUACUGCUAUGGGUGAAGCUUUAUUGGACAUCCGUGGUCUUUCUUGUUUGAGGGAGCAAGGUCACCCGUUGUUCUCCAAGCUAACCUUCCAAGUGAAUGAAGGGGACAUUAUCGUAAUACAGGGUAAAAGUGGUUCGGGUAAAACGACUAUGCUUAAAUGCAUAGCCCAUCUAAAUCUUUACGAGGGUUCAAUUUUCUACAGAGGACAGACUCCCAAAGCUCUUGGAAUUCCCAACUACCGUACCCGUAUAUUUUAUGUCCCACAAAGACCGUCCCUGCUACCCGGCACUCCUCGCGAUUUCCUAACUGAAAUAUCCUCCUUCAAGGCCCGUAAACCGAAGAGUCACGCAGCGUCCAGCGAGCGGAACUACCCCAUUGAUGUUUCCAAGGCAUGGGGCAUAGAUGAAGAGCUCUGGGACAGAAACUGGUCCAAUCUGAGCGGAGGAGAAUCGCAGAGAAUAGCGUUGUCCAUUGCCGUAGGCCUCAACACAGCCGAAGUGCUCUUACUAGACGAACCAACCUCGGCGCUUGACCCCGACUCUUCCGCGCGGGUAGAACGCUUCAUUGCUGACGAGUUGAGGUCGUCUGAAAGUCAUCUCAAGGCAGUCUUAUGGAUCACUCAUUCUGAGGAACAGGGCAGGAGAGUUGGCACCAGGUUCCUUCGUAUAUCACUCAAUGGUUGUGAGGAGGAAACACUUCCGGAACCCUAGAAAUUUCAUAGGAUACAGCUUGGACGCCGCACUGUUAUAACAGUAUGCAUAAAGUCUCGCUAUUUUCCCAUUAUUAUGUCUGUGUAGAAGUGAGCCUUGCGAUGAGUGGAGUGUUAAGUUAUAAAUAAAUAACUGAAAACAAAAUAUGCAAAAAUAGUCCCACCGAGGAUUGAACUCGGGACCCUUGCAUGGACUG
This is a messenger RNA of Serpula lacrymans var. lacrymans S7.9, 957 nucleotides long. RefSeq lists its product as uncharacterized. The transcript has 5 exons. Lineage: Eukaryota; Fungi; Basidiomycota; Agaricomycetes; Boletales; Serpulaceae. Bases 60 to 761 code for a protein of 233 amino acids. The record is from RefSeq and is a predicted model, not a curated record. Gene Ontology annotation, molecular function: ATP binding; ATP hydrolysis activity.